AGUUUGAUAUUUGUAAUGCUAUAUUCGUUUUACUCCCUAUAUUGCUCAAGCUCUUGGGACCGGAUAUCUGAAGGGAGGCAAGUCCCCGGCCCCUCAACCCCCUCUUACCUGUCUCUUUGUGAAAUGAUAGCAGAAUUAUCAUUUGAAUUGUCUUUUUCAUUUCAACUUCAGGUAGAUUACGCUUGCACACCUGAGGAAGUGCAGCAACAUUUUCAAUCUUGUGGUACUGUAAACAGGGUAACUAUCCUGACUGACAAGUUUGGCCAGCCGAAAGGCUAUGCUUAUGUCGAAUUUGUUGAAGUUGAGGCUGUUCAAAACGCACUUCUGUUAAACGAAUCAGAGCUUCAUGGACGGCAGUUGAAGGUAUCUGCUAAGCGGACAAAUGUUCCUGGUUUGAAGCAAUUUCGAGGAAGGCGAUUCAACCCUUAUGCAGGAUUUCGCCCUCGGCGUCCAUUCAUGCCUGGUGCUCCAGUCUUUCCACCUUUUGGAAGGAUUCCAAGGUUCAGACGCCCCACCCGCUACAGGCCAUACUAGUGGAUUUUAGUCCGGAUUGCAUGGCCUUCCCGAGGAAAGCAUGGGGCUCCCGUAGGGAGAGACGUGUCUCCUUGUUACUCUCUUUGGUUUCCUUUGGGGAGUGCAAAGGAUGUUAUAGUUCAAAUUUUCUGUACCAUUUAAGUUAAAGGGGCUGACAUAAGUUUCAGCUUUGUCGAACAUGCUUUAGGUUUGUUGGGACACAGAAGUUGUUUCUAUUACUGGCUUGCUCAGGUGACAUGCCUCUGGGCGGCAAAAGGGAAAAACAAACGGACAGAUAUUUGUUGUAGGUGGUUAUACUCUUUGAAUUAUGCCCCUGAUUUGACGGGGGAACUAAAGGUGUGCUUUAAGUUUGACGGGCA
This is a messenger RNA of Nicotiana tabacum (common tobacco), 893 nucleotides long. The record is from RefSeq and is a predicted model, not a curated record. Lineage: Eukaryota; Viridiplantae; Streptophyta; Magnoliopsida; Solanales; Solanaceae.